GUCUCUCUCACAUUUAGUGGAGGCUACUAAUCGAAUCCUGAUAUAUUUUUUAUGCAUUUUUCAAAUUUAAUUUAUCAUGUCAAGACGGCUAUGUGUUCGGUGUGUUGACCCCGCCGUAUUGCGUCAUAAUAAUCUGUUCAUGUCUCUUUUUCCCAUAUGAUGUGCUGUGUUUAUUAAGGGUAGGAUUGUAUUAUCCCUCAUCAUCAUGUGCCUCCAGUCUCUUAGGAUGUUGGCUGUAGCCACUUUAGGCUACUGAGACUUACUUCUAAACAGGGAAACUCCAUCAUUCCAGAAGUCAUGCUAAUUCCCUCUGGUUCAACCUCACAUUCUGUGCAGUAAUGUAAUCUGACUUUUGGAGAAAUUGAUUCAUACUGUUUUGAAGAAAUACAAUAUUAGGUGGCUGAAUCCAGGAAAAAAAGAGGUACCUUGCUGCAUGGGCAAUAUUGACACUGCUGAUGCAUCCUUUUUAAAAUAAUGCAGCUAGCUUUCCUUCUCAUCCACCCUUCCUUCCUCUUCCUCAAGUUUCCUCUAAUAUCAGCAUCUUUACUGGUUUACCCAGUAUUGCCAUCUGGAAGCUACUUUUUGAUCACUUGGUAUUUCAAGAUAUUCCUUUUCUGAAACUUAUUUCUUAAUAAACGAAAUUUCACACAAAACCAGUAUUAAAAAUGGCGUAGCUUGUGCUGAUUAAUGGGAGAUGUAGUAAUUAGUCAAAAUAUCUCUGAUGUGAAAGUGUUGCAGAAUUCUUUGUAAAAUUAAAGUUACGUUUACAAGGUUAUUGAGUCUUUGUGGAUGAGCUUUUUUACUUUUUUAGAUGUUUUGGGGUAGGGGAGUUUUGAUGAUAGAAAUACACUCUUAAUUAGUAAUAAUCAAAUCCUUUAUUAACCACUCAUCAUUUUGGUGUUAUGAUGAGCAGCAAUCAGUGGGCCUAGGGAAAAUUGGCCAAGUAUGGAAAUUUUUCAUAAUAAGGAAAAAACAUUUCAUCUAGAAAGAAGAUGUAUUGUUGUUGCCUUUCUUCCUCCUGUGGCUAAAUGGUUAGAGAUAAUUAUAUUCUUGGAUUUUGUUUUCAAAAUUGGAAGUUAUUUUAAAAAAAGUGAGAAGGGGAAUUAAAGCACGUAAUGUAUAGCAAAAUAAUAUUAAACAACAACAAAGCCCCACCGUUAUUGAAAAGACAAAAACCAUAUGCUGUGAUAAUAAAUUUAAAUGACAUUGGAUAGUACAGUUAGAUGUCAGUUCAUAUCUUGUUGUGAAUUACAACUUCUAAAAACUGAUCUUUUAAAUAAUGCAUUUCCAAGGUGAUCAUUUACAUGUGUAUGGUAUGUGCAUGUAUUUAAAAACUAGAUAUAAAAUAAAUACAAAUAUAUAUUCUCAUCUGUGAAAAUUAAGGUAAUACAACACUGUUGCAUUCACAUAUUUUUAACAACUUGAAUUUAAGUUUCUUUAAAGACUAAAGGCAAAACUAUAUCUUUUUCCACUGCCUUAGUUUAUGCAAAAUGUAAAAAAAAAUGUGGUGAUCCACUUGCAGGAAUUAAGAAAGUUGAACUCUUACCUACAUUAGAUAAUUUAAAACUGAUUAUUUAAUUUAUAUAGGUACUAGUGAUUACUACAGCUUCUAGACUAUAAAUUAUAAAGAUAAAAUGUUAGUAGUUCUGCUUUAAAGUGUAGUUGAUCACAUAGCUGAGAUGGGUAAUCACUGGCAUUGUGCUUCAGACUUUAGAUCUAACAAAUAAAAAUGAAAAACAUUUGGAUAUGAUUAAAGAACAAAGGCAUAAGUGGAUGGAGAGCAACCAAUUCAGACAUAAGGAACAGUUGGUUUACCCUAAUUAUAGCCAUAUUGAUGUUUUCUUUUUUUUUUCCCCUGUAUCUAUCAAUUGGAAGUUUGGUGGAAAAUUAACCCUUUUGCCUAAUUAUAUAAGUAAAUUUGUUGCAGAUUUUCUAACAUGACUUUAUGUUCUUCCUUCAACUCAAAUUUCAAAAGUCAGUUGCAGCUUGUACUGGCCACAUUUCUUCCCUUUGAUCUAGUUCUAUAGUUCCGUUUUCAUUUCCUACAACUGAAUUUCUUGUAUCUACCAUACAUACUAAAUGAGGAUGUAUUGACAUAAAUGAUAAGAUCAAAGUUGACUAAAGAACUUUCACAUUUGGAUUAGGCUGAAUGGUGUGGCAGUGUGGCUGAAUCUAAGAAAGAAAAUAAUGGAAUAUUAUGUAUAACCGUAAUGACUUUGCAGAUUGUUUACUGUUGCUAAGCAUUAAAAUAUGGCCUAAAGUUCUGAUUCCUCUUUGUCAUAAGUCUUCUCAUAGAUUAUAAACAUUAUGGAAAUUGGGACAGUUUUGGUUUUCCAAUAGAGGUGAAUUCAUUGAGACGAAAUCUCACCAAACUGUCCCUUAUCUUCAGUCACAUGCUGGCAGAAAUUAAAGCAAUCUUUCCUAAUGGGCAAUUCCAGGGAGAUAACUUUCGUAUCACGAAAGCAGACGCUGCUGAGUUCUGGAGAAAGUUUUUUGGAGACAAGACUAUUGUGCCAUGGAAAGUAUUCAGACAGUGCCUUCAUGAGGUUCAUCAAAUUAGCUCCGGCCUGGAAGCAAUGGCUCUGAAAUCAACAAUUGAUUUAACUUGUAAUGAUUACAUUUCAGUUUUUGAAUUUGAUAUUUUUACCAGACUCUUUCAGCCUUGGGGCUCUAUUUUACGGAAUUGGAAUUUCUUAGCUGUAACACAUCCAGGUUACAUGGCAUUUCUCACAUAUGAUGAAGUUAAAGCACGACUACAGAAAUACAGCACCAAACCCGGAAGCUACAUUUUCCGGUUAAGCUGCACUAGAUUGGGACAGUGGGCCAUCGGUUAUGUGACAGGGGAUGGCAAUAUCUUACAGACCAUACCGCAUAACAAGCCCUUAUUUCAAGCCCUGAUUGACGGCAGCAGGGAAGGAUUCUAUCUUUAUCCUGAUGGGAGGAGCUAUAAUCCUGAUUUAACUGGAUUAUGUGAACCUACACCCCAUGAUCAUAUAAAAGUUACCCAGGAACAAUAUGAAUUAUAUUGUGAAAUGGGCUCCACUUUUCAGCUUUGUAAAAUUUGUGCUGAGAACGACAAAGAUGUCAAGAUUGAGCCUUGUGGGCAUUUGAUGUGCACCUCUUGCCUUACAGCAUGGCAGGAGUCAGAUGGCCAGGGCUGCCCCUUCUGUCGCUGUGAAAUAAAAGGAACAGAGCCCAUCAUCGUCGACCCCUUUGAUCCAAGGGAUGAAGGUUCCAGGUGCUGUAGCAUCAUUGACCCCUUUGGAGUGCCGAUGCUGGACCUGGAUGAUGAUGAUGACCGAGAGGAGUCCUUGAUGAUGAAUCGGUUGGCAAAUGUUCGAAAGUGCACUGACAGGCAGAAUUCACCAGUUACAUCACCAGGAUCCUCUCCCCUUGCACAGAGAAGAAAGCCGCAUCCAGAUCCUCUCCAGAUCCCACAUCUAAGCCUGCCACCAGUGCCUCCUCGCCUGGACUUAAUUCAGAAAGGCAUAGUUCGGUCUCCCUGUGGCAGCCCCACUGGUUCACCAAAGUCUUCUCCUUGCAUGGUGAGAAAGCAAGAUAAACCACUCCCCGCACCUCCUCCUCCCUUACGAGAUCCUCCUCCGCCUCCACCUGAGAGACCUCCCCCAAUCCCACCUGACAAUAGACUGAGUCGUCACUUCCAUCACGUGGAAAGUGUGCCUUCUAGAGACCAGCCAAUGCCUCUUGAAGCCUGGUGCCCUCGGGAGGUGUUUGGGAGUAAUCAGUCGGUGGUGGGAUGUCGACUCUUAGGGGAUGGCUCUCCAAAGCCUGGAAUCACAGCAAGUUCAAAUGUGAAUGGAAGACACAGUAGAGUGGGCUCUGACCCCGUGCUUAUGCGGAAACACAGACGCCAUGAUUUGCCUUUAGAAGGAGCCAAGGUCUUUUCCAAUGGUCACCUGGGAAGUGAAGAAUAUGAUGUUCCUCCCCGGCUUUCUCCUCCUCCUCCAGCUGCUGCCCUUCUCCCUAGCAUCAAGUGUACUGGCCCGUUAGCAAAUUCCCUUUCAGAGAAAACCAGAGACCCAGUAGAGGAAGAUGACGAUGAAUACAAGGUUCCUUCAUCCCAUCCUGUUUCCCUGAAUUCACAACCAUCUCAUUGCCAUAACGUAAAACCUCCUCUUAGGUCCUGUGAUAAUGGUCAUUGUAUAUUGAAUGGAACACAUGGUACAUCUUCAGAGAUGAAGAAACCAAACAUCCCUGAAUUAGGCAUAUAUUUAAAGGGAGAUGUUUUUGAUUCAGCCUCUGAUCCAGUGCCAUUACCACCUGCCAGGCCUCCAACUCGGGACAAUCCAAAGCAUGGUUCUUCACUCAACAGGACGCCCUCUGAUUAUGAUCUUCUCAUCCCUCCAUUAGGUGAAGAUGCUUUUGAUGCCCUCCCCCCAUCCCUGCCACCUCCCCCACCGCCUGCAAGGCACAGCCUCAUUGAACACUCAAAACCUCCUGGCUCCAAUAGCCGACCAUCCUCAGGACAGGACCUUUUCCUUCUUCCUUCAGAUCCCUUUCUUGAUCCAGCAAGUGGCCAAGUUCCUUUGCCUCCUGCUAGGAGAUUACCAGGCGAAAAUGUCAAAGCCAACAGAGCAUCACAGGACUAUGAUCCGCUUCCUUCAUCUUCAGAUGGUUCACAAGCACCAGCCAGACCUCCUAAACCACGACCCCGCAGGACUGCACCAGAAAUCCACCACAGAAAACCCCACGGGCCCGAGGCAGCAUUGGAAAAUGUUGAUGCGAAAAUUGCAAAACUCAUGGGAGAGGGUUAUGCCUUUGAAGAAGUGAAGAGAGCCUUAGAGAUAGCUCAGAAUAACGUCGAAGUGGCACGUAGCAUCCUCCGAGAAUUUGCCUUCCCGCCUCCAGUCUCUCCACGUCUAAAUCUAUAGCAGCCAAGACUGUCAACACCAAAAUGGCAGGCAUUCGAUAUUCCAGGAUCAUGGAAAAGAGACAAGUGAGAGAAGGUGUCUCCUCGUGUGGCAUCUCGAGAAGAGGCUUGGAAGUGCUGCUUCUCAGAAGACAGCUGCUUGCUCAGGAUGUCAACAGCUGUGCUUAUUUCUGCUAGCCAUACUUUUAAAUCAGGGUUGAACUGACAAAAAUAAUUUAAAGACGUUUACUUCCCUUGAA
Molecule: messenger RNA, 5130 nt
Organism: Panthera uncia (snow leopard)
Lineage: Eukaryota; Metazoa; Chordata; Mammalia; Carnivora; Felidae
Gene: CBLB
Product: Cbl proto-oncogene B
Exons: 17
Coding region: 2394-4892 (832 amino acids)
Biological process (GO): negative regulation of epidermal growth factor-activated receptor activity; cell surface receptor signaling pathway
Cellular component (GO): plasma membrane; membrane raft
Molecular function (GO): phosphotyrosine residue binding; SH3 domain binding; calcium ion binding
Source: RefSeq, a predicted model, not a curated record